AUGGCGCAGAACGAGACGGCUGAGCAAGGAAGGGCUUGGACCUACAGUCUGAAGUGCUACGACUGCCAGACCAUAAACGACUUCAAUUGUCCCAACAUUAGAGUUUGCGUCUACGAAAUUCGGCGCUGUCUGACAGUCUCCAUGCGUUUGAGCAAUCGCGAAUUACUCGUUUACAAGAACUGUACGAGCAACUGCACGUUUCUGUAUAAGGCAGAAACGCCUCCUGAAGCCCCGAGAAUGGUGACGACAAAUAAUUUCUAUUGGGUGCGUUGCUGUAACUCCAUGACUUGCAACGAAGGAGGGCCCACCCUCGAGAGAGACAUCUUAACCGAGGAGACGGUCGAGGAGGAGAUCGAGGGCGCCGUGCGCUUCGGGGAGUCAACGUCCUUCUUGAUCUUUGUCUCCACCCUGGUCAGCAGUGUGUUGACGUGA
Messenger RNA from Pteropus alecto (black flying fox), 432 nucleotides. RefSeq names its product glycosylphosphatidylinositol anchored molecule like (gene GML). Lineage: Eukaryota; Metazoa; Chordata; Mammalia; Chiroptera; Pteropodidae. The record is from RefSeq and is a predicted model, not a curated record. The transcript is spliced from 3 exons. Bases 1 to 432 code for a protein of 143 amino acids.